Messenger RNA from Papilio xuthus (Asian swallowtail), 441 nucleotides. RefSeq names its product general odorant-binding protein 72-like. The record is from RefSeq and is a predicted model, not a curated record. Gene Ontology annotation, molecular function: dibutyl phthalate binding; odorant binding. Gene Ontology annotation, cellular component: extracellular region. NCBI's taxonomy places the organism in Eukaryota, Metazoa, Arthropoda, Insecta, Lepidoptera, Papilionidae. Gene Ontology annotation, biological process: olfactory behavior; sensory perception of smell. The coding region runs from base 10 to 441 and encodes 143 amino acids. The transcript is spliced from 5 exons.
AUCGUUAUUAUGAAUUCAGUGUGCAUUUAUUUUAUUAUAAAUAUAUUGUAUUUGUGGAUAACUCUGAGUAACUCGAUGACGCGACAACAACUUAAGAAUUCUGGUAAAAUUAUGAAGAAAUCGUGCAUGCCAAAGAACGAUGUUACUGAAGAACAAGUAGGUGAAAUAGAAAAUGGAAAAUUUAUUGAAGAUCGGAACGUAAUGUGCUACAUUUCUUGUGUUUACUCCAUGUCACAAGUUGUCAAAAACAACAAACUUAACUACGAAGCGGUUAUCAAGCAAGUGGACGUAAUGUUUCCGGCGGAAAUGAGGGAUGCCGUGAAGGCUGCUGCGGCUAAUUGCAAAGAUGUCGGUAAGAAAUACAAAGACAUUUGUGAAGCUUCGUACUGGACAGCCAAAUGUAUGUACGACUUUGACCCGAAGAAUUUUGUUUUCCCUUAA